Manis pentadactyla (Chinese pangolin) is the source of this 1205-nucleotide messenger RNA. It is a transcript of the gene ZDHHC24, whose product is annotated as zinc finger DHHC-type containing 24. The transcript has 3 exons. Lineage: Eukaryota; Metazoa; Chordata; Mammalia; Pholidota; Manidae. Gene Ontology annotation, biological process: protein targeting to membrane; peptidyl-L-cysteine S-palmitoylation. Gene Ontology annotation, molecular function: protein-cysteine S-palmitoyltransferase activity. The record is from RefSeq and is a predicted model, not a curated record. Gene Ontology annotation, cellular component: endoplasmic reticulum; Golgi apparatus. The coding region runs from base 65 to 919 and encodes 284 amino acids.
CUAGCCCCACCCCAAUACGGAACCGGCGGGGUGCUCCGGACCCGACGGCCGCUGGGUCCAGGCUAUGGGGCAUUCUUGGGUGGUGGGGAGCGCCGAGGGGGCACCCGCGCAGCUGCCCGUCGUGCUCACUGCGCUGUGGGCCUCGGCCGUGGGCCUGGAGUUGGCCUACGUGCUGGUGCUGGGCCCCGGGCCGCCCCCGCUCGGACCCCCGGCUCGGGCUUUUCAGCUGGCGCUGGCCGCCUUUCAACUACUCAACCUGCUGGGCAACGUGGGGCUCUUCCUGCGCUCGGAUCCCAGCAUCCGGGGCGUGAUGCUGGCCGGUCGCGGGCUGGGCCAGGGCUGGGCUUACUGCUACCAGUGUCAAAGCCAAGUGCCACCACGAAGUGGGCAUUGCUCUGCCUGCAGGAUCUGUAUCCUUCGUCGGGACCACCACUGCCGCCUGCUGGGCCGCUGCGUGGGCUUCCGCAACUACCGGCCCUUCUUGUGCCUGCUGCUCCAUGCCGCCGGUGUCCUGCUGCACGUCUCUGUGCUGCUGGGCCCUGCCCUGUCUGCCCUGCUGCGAGCCCACACGCCCCUGCAUACCGCUGCCCUCCUCCUGCUGCCCUGGCUCAUGCUGCUUACAGGUAGAGUGUCUCUGGCCCAGUUCGCCCUGGCCUUCGUGACUGACACGUGUGUGGCUGGUGCACUAUUAUGUGCGGCUGGGCUGCUCUUCCAUGGGAUGCUGCUGCUGCGAGGCCAGACUACGUGGGAGUGGGCUCGGGGCCAGCACUCCUAUGACCUGGGCCCCUGGCACAACCUUCAGGCAGCCCUAGGGUCCCGCUGGGCCCUCGUCUGGCUCUGGCCUUUCCUGGCCUCCCCGUUACCCGGGGAUGGGGUCACCUUCCAGACCAGAGCUGAUGUGGGACUCACGACUUCUUGACUCCAGAAAGAGCCAGAGCUGUUCAGGGACUGGGUAUGGGGAGCAGGAGAGCGGGCUCCUGACUCACUUCAGGGCUAAGGUUGGUACUGAAUGCCUGCUUCUGGCAACACAAGCCCUGUCUUUGGCCUUAGCUCUGCCCAGCAUGGACUCCUGGUGUCCAGGGCUUGGGCUUGUGACUUUGCCUCUGUUGAUGGCCCCCAAGGACAGUUGGAAGGUCUGGCAAGGGGCUGCUCUACCAGCCUGCCUGCCCCUUUGCCAGGUUAAUAAAGCACCCACUUGGCUCUUG